Messenger RNA from Rhinocladiella mackenziei CBS 650.93, 1386 nucleotides. RefSeq lists its product as uncharacterized. The transcript is spliced from 4 exons. Lineage: Eukaryota; Fungi; Ascomycota; Eurotiomycetes; Chaetothyriales; Herpotrichiellaceae. Bases 1 to 1386 code for a protein of 461 amino acids. The record is from RefSeq and is a predicted model, not a curated record.
AUGGACCCCCGUACCUGGUUCAACUGGUUUAUCUUCUACUUCCUCUACCGCUACGUUCGCCUUAUUGUUAACCUCUGGGCCUUCUGGACUUUCAAACCAAUCCCCAUUCCAGAAAAUCCCACUCUUUUCCCUUCGGACGUCACGGUCAUCCUGCCCACCCUGGACGGCGAAGGAGAAGAGCUGGAGAGAACAAUUGCCUCGAUCCUGGAGAACGAGCCCAAAGAGCUGAUGCUGGUCACCAUCGACGGGAACUUGACCAAGGCCGAAAAGACCAUGGCAAAGAUGCCUGCGGCCCAAUACAGCCGUAUCCGCUGCAUGUCGGUCAAGCAAGCCAACAAGAGGCGCCAGAUGGCCAGAGCCAUCCCCGAGGUUACCACCGAGAUCAUCGUCUUUGCCGACGACGAUGUCACGUGGCCUAUCCAAACACUCCAGUGGAUGCUGGCUCCGUUCGAGGACAAGAAGUAUGGAGGAGUAGUGACCUGUCAGAGACUCAGACGGGCGGAAAAUCCCAAUUUCUCCCAGCGAAUCUACGGAUUUCUGGGUGCUCUCUACCUGGAGCGUCGAAAUUUCGACUGUGCGGCCACCACGCACAUGGAUGGCGGGGUGCCUUGCCUUUCGGGACGGACUUGUGCUUACCGCAAGAGCAUCCUCCAGGAUGUUAACUUCACCAACGGUUUCACCAACGAGAAGUGGUGGUUUGGCCAAUAUCAGCUUAACGCCGAUGAUGAUAAUUUCCUCACUCGGUGGAUGGUUUCUCAUGGUCACGAGACUUACAUGCAGUACCACCCCAACUGUGAAGUUCUCACCACCCUUGAGGACAACCCCAAAUUCCUCAAACAAUGUCUGCGCUGGGCACGCAGCAACUGGCGAAGCAAUCUCACCAGCUUGUUUUCAGAGCGUCACAUCUGGACAAAACAACCGUGGAGCACUUACGCAGUCCAUCUCACUACAUUGUCGCCCCCUGCUCUUGUGGGUGAUCUCCUAUUAUGGCUUUUGUUGUGGCAGGGCAUUUGUGACUGGCCCGUUGACCAAGCCCAGAAUGCCGUCUAUGCUUUUGCUGCGUGGAUGACUUUCUCCAAGUUCGUCAAACUGAUCACCCAUUUCAUCCGAUAUCCUGUCGAUGUCUUGCUAUGGCCGGUGUCGAUCCUCUUCGGCUGGUUUCAUGGUGUCAUCAAGGUCUACGCAUUGAUCACUCUCAGCGAGACUACCUGGGGUAGUCGGGCCAAUGCCGAUGCCAGCGACUCUGGAAGAAUGAUCAAGCAAAAGAAAGCUCACGACUACUUUGACUCAACAGAUGAGAAGCUUCACGAGAAACUUCAACCUAACAACGAAAUGGAAUCCUACGCCACCUACGACCUAAAACGCGCUCAACCACCCUCCGCAUAG